GUUGGAAUGAGUGCAAAAACACUAAUUCCAUAGCCUUGCACCAACCCACGCAGGAUUAUUCCGGGCACAUGUUUCCCCACUCCACCAAUUAUUACGGCAAAUACCCAAAAACUAUAAAUACAAAUCAAUCUAAAUCAAACUCAUAGAUCACUAAAAUUCCCUCCCCCUCUUUAUCCCUGGUCUAGGGUUCUGUUUUGUGUUUUUCAGGGUUCAGCCAUGGUUCCUUUUUCUUCAUCGAUUUCUCUUCUGAAAGCAUACUUAUUUCCACUGAUUUUACUUUCUAUAGCUAUUUUCUUUCAACUUUUUAUCAUCCCUUCUUCUUUUCCUACUUCACAUUAUGAUGUUCUUGGAAUUAAACAUUACAGCUCAAUUGAAGAAGUUAGUGAGGCUUAUGAGAAGUUUUCUUCGAGAUGGAGCUCAGGAGAGGAAGAGCCCGCCGUAAAGGAUUUCAUUAAGAUACGUUAUGCCUAUGAGCUUCUAACAGAUCCAUUGUGGAAGAGAGACUAUGAUGCAUUUGGCGUUGAUGAGCAUCUUCAUACUUUGGAAGAGGUGAAAGCAAAAUAUGCCGAGGAAACAUUCUCGAAAGUUGUGCUACCUCUACUAAAUGCUUCUUCCUCUGUCCAUGAUUUCAAUGUACUUACUACUGAAGACUUCAAAUAUGCAAUUGGGAGCUCAAAGGGGUUGCUAGUUCAGGUUUACUCAUCAGGGAGCAGCCGUUCUGACAAGUUUUUGUAUAACUGGAAAAGAAUCACUAAUUUAUUGGACGGGAUUGCUAAUACUGGUAUGGUAGAACUUGGUGAAAGAGAGCUUGCUACUUACCUUGCCGAGAGGACAUCCACAGGACAACCCUUCUUCAGAAACGGUAUCCCUUCGCUUGUUGCAUUCCCCCCUGGUUGUAGAAAUUCAGAUUGUCUACUGAGGUAUCAUGGGGAUCUCUCAGUGGAUGCAGUUACUGAUUGGUUUGCGACAAGAAUACUUGGUUUACCUCGCAUAAAUUACUAUUCAAAGGAGACUCUGGGGAAGAAUUUUAUUGCAAAAAGUGGACAUCACAAGGUAAAAGUUCUUUACUUCUCAAAAACUGGGGAGCGCGCUGCUCCAUUCUUGCGUCAAGCUGCAAGAGAUUAUUGGGCAUAUGCCUCGUUUGCUUCUAUUCUAUGGAGGGAGGAGGAAUCUUCCAUUUGGUGGAACAAUUUUGAGGUGGAGUCUGCCCCAGCUUUUGUGUUCUUGAAGGAUCCGGGUGUAAAGCCUGUUGUGUUUCAUGGAGCCAUGAACAGCACAUCAUUUUCAGAAAUCAUGGAGCAAAAUAAACAACAAGUUCUUCCCCAACUAAGGAGCAUAACAUCCAUGGACUUGGGAUGUGAUGCACGAGGCUACUCUCGUGCAGGAUAUGAGGCAACGACAUGGUAUUGCGUGAUUCUUGCAGGAAGGCCCAGUCUGGAACUUAACAAAAUGAGAGAAACCAUGGUCAGGGUACAAGAUACAUUAUCAAAUAAGGGUGAUUCAGGUGCUGAUGACGAAAAUAGCACUUUAGCUCCUCAAGCAGCUGCUGCCCUAAAAGAGAAGCGGUUGACAUUUACUUGGCUUGAUGGAGAAGCUCAGCAGAAAUACUGUUUCUUCUACAUCCAUACGGAGACCAGUUUUGAAACUUGUGGGCCAAGAAGAGAUAUGACAGAUGUACCCCAAAUAGUCAUUGUGCGGUACAAAAGAAAUUCUACUAAGCAGGAUGAACCUAAGGCUCCCAAGAGACAACCCAAAACCAUUUGGGAUACAUUUGAGGAGGAUAACGAGGAUCUUGCGUCUCAGCUUGUGGCUAAGUAUGAUGGUGCAAUGGAGACUCAAGAGAUAAUUCAAUGGGUCUCCAAAAUUAUCAAGGAUGGUGACUCAACAGACCUCCCUUUCUUUAGGACAACGACUCCAGAUCUUACUCCCGAGGAGUCAGAUGCAAUCUGGUCGAGAGGCAGUCAAACAGUUUUGUCUACAGGCCAAGGACUGAAGCAGAGAGUUCGGGGAAUCAUAACCAAUAUACAUGAUCAUAUCGGAGAUCCAAGGUUGGGUCCAAUCUUGCUUCUAGCAGCAGUCCUCUCUUUUGGUUCCAUUUAUCUGCGCAGGAGUCAAUCAGGUCUAGCAAAUCAGUCAAAUGGGACUAGCCAAUCAACUGAGCCUAACCAGUCAAGUCAGCCUACUAUGGAGGAAAAACCCAAUCGCGAAAAGAGAACUCGCAGAAAAGCAGUAUCGAACAAAGAUAAACCUACUUCCAUCGCUGAUGAUGUACCUAAGGAUGCUUAUAACCUGUUACCUUCAGAUCCAGAUUCUGACUAAAAGUUUCAGUUCAAGAGCAGUUUCACCCGCUCAACAGCUACUAGAUACGCAUUGGGUGGCUAAUUUAUAGUCUCAUACUAGAUUUUAUAUGCAGUUUAACACACAUUGUCAGAGGAUCCUACAACUGGCCGUUGCGAGGAUGACAUGGUUUUGUAGAUCAUCGUAUAAAAAUAACCUACAGUUGAAAUUCUUUAACCAUUUAAACUUUUCAACUUAUGAAUCAAUCGUUGUAGAUUUGUACACAAAUAAUCGGUUAAAAUUAAACUUCGUGUAAAUUAAGGUUUAGAAUGCGCCAGUAACGUGGAGCUCUGAUUCAUACAUUUUACGGAUUUUAUUGGGGUUAGUUCUUUGAA
This is a messenger RNA of Papaver somniferum (opium poppy), 2672 nucleotides long. RefSeq lists its product as uncharacterized. NCBI's taxonomy places the organism in Eukaryota, Viridiplantae, Streptophyta, Magnoliopsida, Ranunculales, Papaveraceae. The record is from RefSeq and is a predicted model, not a curated record. Bases 217 to 2319 code for a protein of 700 amino acids. The transcript has 19 exons.